Messenger RNA from Venustampulla echinocandica, 11895 nucleotides. RefSeq lists its product as uncharacterized. Gene Ontology annotation, biological process: fatty acid biosynthetic process; secondary metabolite biosynthetic process. The coding region runs from base 1 to 11895 and encodes 3964 amino acids. The record is from RefSeq and is a predicted model, not a curated record. Lineage: Eukaryota; Fungi; Ascomycota; Leotiomycetes; Helotiales; Pleuroascaceae. Gene Ontology annotation, molecular function: fatty acid synthase activity; 3-oxoacyl-[acyl-carrier-protein] synthase activity. The transcript has 6 exons.
AUGUCUUUGCAACGGGAUGAGCCAAUUGCCAUUAUUGGUAGUGGCUGCCGAUUUCCAGGCGAUUCCACAAGCCCAUCAGCGCUAUGGGAACUUUUAAAAGAGCCGCGCGAUGUUCUCACAGAAAUCCCCGUCGAGCGGUUUAAUCCGGCAGGUUUCUACCAUGAAGAUGGAAUGCAUCAUGGGAGUACAGAUGUUCAUGAAUCAUAUCUGCUGUCAGAUGACUAUCGCCAUUUUGAUGCCCAAUUCUUCAAUAUCAACCCCAUGGAAGCGAAUUCCAUGGAUCCACAGCAGCGACUAUUACUUGAAACAGUCUAUGAGUCUACCGAGUCAGCUGGUUUGCCCAUAGAUGACCUUCGCGGGUCACCAACGGCCGUGUUCGUCGGAUUAAUGUGCGAGGAGUAUAGCAAUCACCUGCUUCGAGAUCCUGAGACGACACCGAUAUAUAUGGCCACAGGAACGGCACGCAGCAUCAUGUCCAACCGAAUUUCCUACUUCUUCGAUUGGCAUGGGCCUUCAAUGACGAUCGACACGGCAUGUUCAUCAAGUUUGGUGGCAGUACACCUGGCAGCUGGGGCAUUGAGGUCGGGCGAGUCCAGAAUCGCUAUAGCGGCCGGUGCAAACCUCAUCCUCUCGCCAGAGCCCUAUAUCGGGGAGAGUAAGUUGAAAAUGCUUUCUCCUGGAAGCCGGUCUCGCAUGUGGGACGCAGAUGCUGAUGGAUAUGCGCGGGGAGACGGCGUUGCGGCAAUUGUAUUAAAAACCUUGAGUGCUGCUCUUGAAGAUGGAGACAAUAUUGAGUGUGUCAUUCGAUCGACCGGCGUUAAUCAGGAUGGACGAACUAAGGGUAUAACAAUGCCUAGUGCAACAGCCCAGGAAGCUUUGAUCCGUGAAACGUAUGAAAAGUCUGGACUAAAUCCGAGGAACAGGCAAGACCGCUGUCAGUACUUCGAAGCUCACGGAACAGGUACUCCAGCUGGUGAUCCAAUUGAAUCCGAGGCUAUUAGCCAUGUUUUCUUCGACUCAGACAACUCAUGCGGUGCCGGAGAAAUUGACGAUGCUGUUAAGUUAUAUGUCGGCUCUAUUAAGACUGUUAUCGGGCACACGGAGGGUACUGCUGGCCUUGCAGGCGUGAUCAAAUCAGUCUUGGCUAUUAAGAAUAAGACUAUCCCCCCCAACAUGCUAUUUAAAAAGCUUAGCCCAGCUGUUAAGCCAUUCUAUGACAAUCUCAAAAUCCCAACGGUAGCAAUUCCUUGGCCCGUGGUCCCAAGCGGUUGUCCUCGCCGGGCAAGUGUCAAUAGCUUUGGGUUCGGCGGUACAAAUGCUCAUGUUAUACUCGAAAGCUUCGACCCAAUCCUCGAUAAGACACACGCCACUAUCAAAGAACUCCACCUGCCACUGCCGUUUGUAUUCUCGGCCACUUCUACCCAAUCACUAGCUAGGAUGGUAGCCGCAUAUUCUGCCUAUCUUAAAACUCGCAACCCACUCGACCUUCGAGAUUUGGCACAUACAUUAUAUGCUAGGAGAUCGGCAUUACCAAUAAAAGCUACAUUUUCGGCAUUAAACCAUGAACAACUUUGGUCAAAACUUGAUAGCGCCAUUGCUACAUCAACCUCUGAUAUUGGCACUCGCUCCUCUACCAGCUCGCCUCGGAUUCUAGGAGUCUUCACAGGCCAAGGUGCGCAGUGGGUUGGAAUGGGGAAAGAGCUACUUGCCCGAUCAGCUCAAGUUCAAGAAAUUAUUUCUCGACUUGAUGAAAGACUUGCAUGUCUUCCUGCAGAAGACCGGCCUUCAUGGACAUUGAAAGGCCAACUGUUGGCUGAAGCAUCGGAGUCAAGAGUCCACGAGGCCGGGAUAUCGCAACCACUGUGUACUGCGAUCCAAGUAGCGCUAGUUGACCUCCUGUAUGAAUCUGGAGCCAAGUUUGAAGCGGUUGUGGGCCAUUCAUCAGGAGAGAUUGGAGCUGCAUACGCUGCGGGCUAUAUUUCUGCCAACGACGCAAUCAUAAUUGCUUACUAUCGUGGCCUUUAUGCCCAUCUUGGCAGCGAAAAGGUACCGGGAGCGAUGUUAGCUGCUAGCACUUCCAUGGAAGACGCCAUUGAACUCUGCGAGUUUCCCGAAUUUGAAGGGCGUAUUGUCGUCGCUGCUUGGAAUUCUUCCUCAAGCGUGACUCUAUCAGGCGAUGCAAACGCCAUCGAAGAUGCUAAAACUAUUCUUGAGGAUGAGAAAAAGUUUGCGAGGCUGUUGAAAGUUGACACGGCUUAUCAUUCCCAUCAUAUGGUACCUUGCGCUGAUCCGUAUGUAAAGUCUCUAGAAUCAAGUGAUAUCAAAGUCAGUUCUCUGACAAAUACUUGUUCUUGGUUUUCGAGUGUGGAAGAUGGUGAAUUGAUGGGUAUUCGCAAGGACCUCGAACAUACUUAUUGGAAAGAUAACAUGAUCAAGCCUGUUUUAUUCUCAACUGCGAUUCAGCGGGCUAUUGCCAUGAAAGGGCCAUUUAGUAUUGCACUGGAGAUCGGGCCCCAUCCGUCACUUCAGGGCCCAGCCCUACAGACAAUUCAAGAAUUGACUGGACAGACAAUACCUUAUGCUGGCCUUUUGCGAAGGGAGAAGGACGCCGCCGAGACCGUCUCAGAUGCUUUGUGUUUCGUAUGGCAAAAUCUUGGACCUUCAGCCAUCAAUCUUUCCCGCCACAUAAGUCUAUUCUCACAAGAUCAAAGCACGCCACGGACCUUGAAAGACCUGCCAACUUACUCUUGGGACCACGAGAGGAUAUACUGGUUUGAAUCCCGUGCCACAAAGGCAUUUCGGACAAGAUCCCAAGGUAGUCAUGAGUUACUAGGCACGGCAUGCAUUGACAACACUGAAGAAGCAUGGAGCUGGCGUAAUCACCUACGACCAAAUGAAAUAUCUUGGCUCAGUGGCCACAAACUCCAGGAUCAAAUGAUAUUUCCUGCGGCUGGGUAUGCUGUUACCGUCCUGGAAGGAAUGAAGGCAUUGGCAAUUACACGCCCGGUCAAGGUUAUUGAACUUCGAGACUUUUCGAUCGGUAGGCCAAUGUCCUUUGAAGAGGACGAUGCAGGGGUUGAGGUUGUUUUUGCUCUUACAAAUAUCGAAACGCAGAAUAAUGGAGAAACCACAAUAAUGGCAGAUUUCACUUAUCAUGCAGGCUUAGGAAAUGACCCGGAUAGGCUGACGCUUAUGGCAAGUGGCCAGGCACUUGCUGUGUUUGGAGAUCCAAGCCUUUCUUUGCUACCAGCCCGACCCCCACUUUUACCCAAUCUCGUUGAUGUCGAGAGCGAUCUGUUCUAUGAGUCUCUUAACAAUCUAGGCUAUGGGUAUUCAGGCCCGUUCAGGGCUUUAUCCGAUUUAAAAAGGAAGUUGGAUAUAGGCACGGGCUUACUUAUAAAUCCACAUUUUGCGGAUCCCAAAAUCGGACUUAUCAUUCAUCCUGGGCUAUUAGAUGCCACCUUUCAAUCUUUAUUUCUUGCCUUCUGCUGGCCAGGAGAUGGGAGUCUCAAGGAGCUCUAUGUGCCCACCAAAAUCCAGAGCAUCAGGAUCAACCCCUAUUUAUGCGACCGGCUUUCUCAGGAUGCACAACUAUCUUUUGAUUGUACGUUAACACAUAGAACCUCUAUGCUAGUUCGCGGAGAUGUGGCUCUGUAUCCAGCCAACGGUGGACAUGCUAUCUUGCAGGCUCAAGGGGUUUCUGUGGUGCCUUUUGCGCCAUCAACCGAAGCACACGAUCGUCAGCUGUUCUCGCGCAUCGACUGGGGACUCGCUUCUAUAGAUGGAGAAGCGGCCGCGUCAGACGAUCAACCUACCGUGGAGGAACAGCAGUUUGCAUCUGUUGCAGAGCAAACUGCGUUAUGGUAUAUUCAGAAGCUUCUCGACGACGUGACCGAGGAGCAGUGGGCGAAUUCAGAAUGGCAUCACAAACAGCUCCUUCAUUAUGCAACCGACACUGUCUCGAGUGUUGCUAGUGGAAAGCGCAGAUUCGUGCAGAAAGAAUGGUUGCUCAAUUCCAGGGAGCGUAUUGUUGACCUAAUGCAAAUAUACCCGAAUAGCUUUGAGCUAGAACUUCUUCGUGCCGUUGGAGAAAAUUUGGCCGCUGCGGUUCGAGGAGAAACAAAUAUCCUAGAGCACAUGAUGCGCGAUAAUAUGUUGGAGCGGCUCUACGCUGAAGGCACUGGAGUCGGGAAGCAGACACUUUUCUUGGGCCGCAUGGUUGGACAGCUGGCUCAUCGAUACCCACAUAUGAAAAUCCUUGAAAUAGGUGCGGGGACUGGUGGGGCUACCAAGAGUGUUUUCAAACAUAUUGGUCAAGCGUUUACUUCCUAUACUUUCACAGAUAUAUCCACUGGCUUCUUCGAGAAAGCCCAGAACAUCUUCGAAGACCAUAGGUCGCGGAUAAUAUUCAAGGCGCUUGAUAUCGAGAGGGAUGUUGACGCACAAGGAUUUAGCCAAGGAACAUACGACUUGGUUAUCGCAUCCUUAGUCCUUCACGCUACAGCUAGUAUUGAGGCGACGCUAAUAAAUGCCCGCAAACUCUUGAAACCAGGUGGCUUCCUGAUCAUGUGCGAGCUAACAAAUCCCCCUCCUUUGAGAAUGGGAUUUGUAUUUGGCGGGCUGCCUGGGUGGUGGCUAGGGGUGGAUGAUGGCAGAACCCUAUCACCAUGUAUUAGCUCUGCUGAUUGGCAUACAUGUUUGAGAAAAACUGGUUUCUCUGGGGUGGAUACCAUAACUCCGGAAGGCGAUGGUUUGGUCCGGCCUGGCUUCGUCAUUGCGUCUCAGGCCAUCGACCAACGGGUCACAGCCAUACGUCGGCCUUUGGUAUCUCGAGAAGGGGUGCCCCAAAUUUCCGAGCUAUUUAUCCUUGGAGGUACCGCGCUACACACUUCACAGCUUGUCGAUCGGAUUCUCGAGACUCUGCGUCCAUAUUCCACGAAAAUCACAAAGGUCAAUAUUCUCGAGGAUCUAGACUGGGGUGUUGUUUCUUCAAUGAGUGUAGCGCUUAGCAUCACCGAACUUGAUGAACCAAUGUUUAAAUGUAUGACGAAGGAGAAGCUUGAAGGUAUCAAACAAUUGUUUGACCAGGCGAGGUCAGUGCUUUGGCUUACUCGAGGCUGCCGGUCAGCAAAUCCUUAUUCAAACAUAACUGUAGGGUUUAGUCGUUCUCUGGUGGAAGAGAUGCCCCAUGUCCGACUCCAGCUUCUAGACAUAGAUCCUGAAGCACAGCCUGAUCCUCAUUUCAUCAGCGAGUCGCUUCUUCGUGCACACAUGCUGGAUGUGUGGGAAGAUGACCGGUCUCAGGGUAGUCUGUUAUGGUCCAAAGAACCGGAGAUGGUGCAAGAGAAAUCUAAAUGUCUCAUCCCUCGACUAAUCGCUAAUAAGCCUCGAAAUGAUGUUUAUAACUCCGGCCGGCGAGUAAUCACCAAGGAGAUAGACCCGAGGAAGUCAAAAGUUUACCUUCACCAUACUGGGUCAGGUUACGAAUUGAAAGAUAUUCAGAGUAUUAAUGCCAAGGGAAACACCAACGACGAUAAAAUGGUUCACAUUGCUGUCACACAUUCAUUGGUUUCAUCGAUACGGUUAUCUUUAACAACGGUUCUCUUUCUCGUCCUUGGAUCGAACCUCAAAAAUAAUAAAACUGUUCUGGGUUUAGCUAAGACGAACGCGUCUAUUGUGGAAGUUUCUUCUCAAUGGGCAUUCGAUUGUGAUAUCGCGCUAGGUAAAGAGGUAGACUUCUUACGUGUGGUAGCAAAUGAGCUUGUGGCACACUACGUGGCAUCUGAAGAGCUUGUCUCCACCUCGGUGGUAAUCCAUGAGCCUCACCCAGACAUGGCGGCUGCACUCUGUCGGCAUGCAUUGCAAAACGACAUCAACAUACUAUUCACCACUCAUGACGCCGAGAAGCAAGGAUUGACUAGCCCUUGGGCCUAUAUCCACCCGAUGGCACCUGGUCAUGAGAUUGCACAAGCAAUCCCUGAUAAUACCUCCCUAUUUGUCAAUUUUACAUCAGAUACACAGCCGAUAAGGGGUGGCUCUAGCAUCCAACCAUGUCUUCCUCCAAGUUGCAAGGUCGUAAACAGAGCGUCGCUUUUUGGUGCUUCGUCUCAAUUGCCACCAAAGGCUGCCCACGGUUGGAUACCCGUCGUUCUCCAUAAUUCAUUUAAAAUCCAAAGAGACCUGGCAUGCGGCAACAAAUCGCAUAUGAUUGGACCGACGUUCUCACUUGAGCACGUCUUGAAGUCUUCAAGUAUUGAGCCGUUGGCCGUAGUUGAUUGGACGAUUUCGGAUACCGUUCCCCUAACCCUUGAGCCUAUUGACUCAGGAGAUCUAUUUUCCGCAGAUAAAACGUACAUUCUCUUCGGACUGACGAGCGACCUUGGGCAAUCUCUAUGCACAUGGAUGGUCCAGCGAGGAGCAAGACACGUUGUUAUGACAAGUCGUCACCCGAAAAUUGAGGAUGCCUGGAUUCAGAGUCUCCAGAGCCGCGGUGCAACAAUAAAAGUUUUCUCAAACGAUAUUACCGAUAAGAAUGCUUUGCAGAUGCUUGUUCAAGAAAUCAGAAGCACCUGCCCACCAGUUGGCGGUAUUGCAAAUGGGGCAAUGGUCCUUCAAGAUAUGUUAAUAAACGAUCUUGACAUUGACAAUCUGCUCAGAGUCCUAAAACCGAAAGUUGAUGGGAGCUUGUACCUCGACGAACUGUUUCAUGAUGAUAACCUUCAAUUCUGCAUAUUCUUUUCCUCACUUGCUUGCGUGUAUGGGAACCCUGGCCAGGCUAAUUAUGGCGGUGCGAAUGCGUUUAUGUGUGCACUUGCGUCUCAGCGCAGAAGCCGAGGCCGCGCAGCCUCAAUUCUGCAUAUCGGGGCAGUUAUGGGGGCUGGUUAUGUAACCAGAGAAGGUACCCAAUUUCUUCUUCAGUCGUUGUCCAAGGCAGGAUGGCUGUGGCUGUCUGAACGUGACUUUCAGCAAUCCUUUGCGGAAGCAAUACUACUUGGUAGCUCAGACUUUGAACAGAACCCUGAAGUACUUGUUGGAGUCCGGAAGGUAGAACCGGAGGAGGGGGCUGAAAAACAAUGGUAUGAUAACCCCAAGCUCUCGCACUGCGCCAACGAGCAGGACAACCUCGAGGUUAAGAAGAGUGACACUGCUACCGUCGUAUCUCUCAAGGCCAAGUUACUGGGAGCAAAUACCGAAAACGAAGUUUAUGAGAUUUUAAAAGAAUCGUUCUUGGCUAAACUUCAAGUUGUACUACAACUCGACUUAGAAGGAAAAGGAGACUCAAUUAUUGAGAAGGGUGCCGAUAGCCUAGGCAUAGACUCAUUAAUUGCGGUUGAAAUACGGUCAUGGUUUUUAAAGGAGUUUCUAGUUGACAUCCAAGUUCUCAAAAUUCUUGGAGGCGCCACUAUCGGUGAGAUUCUCGACAGUGCGCUGGUAAAACUCCCUCGUGAGUUGAUUCCCAACGUAACUGCUUCUGAUGCACCUGCGACGACAUCGACUCAGGGCCACGGAGAAAUCCCUCUACACCCUGAAAGACAAGACUCGACGUCAUCAGCCUCACUAGUUACUGGCACAUUAAGUCGGACGCCGACAUCUGCGUCGUCGUUCGUUAAGAUCGAAAAAUCCCAGUUCAUUUCAAAUACUGAUUUUAUGAGGAAGGAAGAGAUGGGUUUUGGUCAGUCUAGGUUUUGGUCUCUGAGAAGCCUUCUUGAUGACCAAACAACUUUUAAUAUUGUGUGUUCUGGUCGCCUCAGUGGCCCCUUGAGGGUAGAAGACCUUGAUAAGGCGAUCUCAAAAGUGGCUCAGAUGCACGAAGGCUUACGUACAGCCUUCAUCGAAGAAGGGCAAGUCUACCGCCAAGCUAUCCUCCCUGCGUCGACAGUGCAUCUCGAACGGCACACCAUUGCCAACAAGGAAGAUGUCGCCCGCGAGCAUAAAGCUAUGAGUGAUUAUGUUUUUGAUCUCGAGCAUGGCGAAACCCUUAGAAUUAUGCUUCUCUCGCAAUCCUCCAUUAAGCACUUCUUGGUUAUAGGGUACCACCACAUUGUUAUGGACGGAAUUAGUCUUGAGAUAUUCCUUUCGGAUAUCUCCAAAGCAUACAAUGGAGAGAUACUGGCCUUCAAAGGCAUUCACUACUGUGACUAUUCUAUUCGAGAGCGAACGAAAAUCAAGACCGGUCAAAUGGACUCCGAGCUCUCAUUUUGGCGGAAAGAGUUUAUUGACGCCCCCGUGCCGUUGCCCCUAUUGCCAUUUUCGGCCAUACGAUCUCGUCAGCAUCUUACGGAUUACAACUACAACGAGGUUAAUCAUAGAGUCGAUUCCGGAAUGUCCUCUCAAAUAAAAGAAAUUUGCAAGGAACACAAAGUCACACCCUUCCACUUCUAUUUGGCAGCUUUCAAAACACUUCUACUCCGACUGCUCCCCACUGAAGACAUAUGCAUCGGAAUGGCAGAUGCGAACAGGGUGGAUAAUGAUAUAUUAGAGAGCAUAGGAAUGUUCCUCAACCUCCUUCCUUUACGGUUCCGGACAUACCCCAAACAAACAUUUGAGGACGCGUUGAAGGAGACUAGAAGAAAAGUAUACGCAGCAUUGGCCAAUGGUAAAGUUCCGUUCAACAUCCUCCUAGAAGAGCUCGAUGUCCCACGAUCUGCAACGUCCUCUCCUAUGUUUCAGGCUUUCAUCAACUACCGUCAAGGCGUGCAAGAAAGGAGAGCAUUUGGUGACUGCCAAGUGGAGGGCCUAGAGUACCAGGUCGCGCGCACUUCAUAUGAUAUAUCCUUAGACAUCAUGGACAACCCAGGUGGAGAUUCCGUUAUCACUUUUAUGGUCCAAAAGGCCCUUUAUCCAAGCCGAGAGGCCAAUAUUCUUAUGGAAUUCUUUCUAAGCCUGCUUGAUACCUUUUCUAGAAAUCCUCGGAUCGGGGCAGACUCGGCCCCUCUGUUCAGCAAUGAGAGUAUCCAAAAAUCACUGAAGCUUGGGCAAGGACCAACGCUGCAAUCAAAGUGGGGCGCUACCGUGUGCCACCAGAUUGAUAGCAUUAUUCACGAACGAGGGUCUGCCAUCGCGGUAAAAGAUGGGAUAUCAUCCGGUCUGACAUACCAGGCGCUUUCAGACCGGUCCGCUGCUAUAUCUGCUGCUCUACUCCAAAGUAACUGGCGGGACGGCUCAACGGUCGCCGUAUUCCAGGAGCCUUCUUCGGACUGGGUAAGCUCAUUUCUUGCCAUCAUGCGAAUCGGUGGGAUAUAUGUUCCUUUGGACCCAAUGAAUUCCCCCCACCGGUUGGCCGCCGUUGUUGCGGAUUGCAAGCCUGUAGCAAUUCUCGGCCACGAAGUGACGCUCACCGCCGGAAGAUUCUUAGCAGUGGGGGAUACCGCGUUAAUAGAUGUUUCUUCCCUUCCAAAAACCACCGCCGACCAUGUGGUAAAUACCGCACAGCCUGAGGGCAUUGCUGCGAUCAUUUACACCAGUGGCUCCACAGGUGUCCCCAAGGGCAUCAUUUUAAAACACUCCGGCAUACUCAACGCGCUAGAAGGAGCCAGUCAUGACCUCUCACUUGGCUCUCCAGUUGUCUUGCAGCAAACUGCGUUUACUUUCGACAUGUCCCUGUUGGAAGCACUUCUCGCUCUCCCCAAUGGCGGGACAGUAUAUGUUGUACCCAAGUGCAGCCGCAGGGACCCGAUUGCCAUCACAGAGAUCAUCGUGAAAGAACAUAUCACACUCACAUUCGCUACACCUUCCGAGUAUAUGAGCUGGCUUCAUUAUGGAAUAUCCUUGAAAUAUUCGAGCUGGACAGUGGCCUUCUCAGGUGGAGAUACAUUUACUCCGAGUCUAAAGCAUAGCUUCCAAACACUCUCGAAGGAUAAUCUACGCCUUUACAACAUAUACGGGCCUACAGAAAUUAGUUUCACGAGUCAUACAACGCAGCUAGAUUACGGACAAAGCUCAAGUUCUGCAAGCAGCUCUGAACGCAUACCUGUAGGCUUUGCCUUCCGGAAUUCCUCGACUUAUAUCGUGGACGAUAAGUUGGAACUUGUACCGGUGGGGUUUCCAGGCGAGGUGGUAAUUGGAGGAGCAGGGGUUUCCCCAGGCUAUCACAACAAUGAUGACCUCACAACCCGAACCUUUCUCGACGACACAUAUGCUUCCUCCGAGUAUCUCGCUCGGGGGUGGACGAAGAUGCUCCGAACAGGUGAUAGAGGUCGACUCCGAGAUGAUGGUGCUUUGAUAGUAGAGGGCCGGAUUUCUGGGGAUACGCAGAUAAAAUUGAGGGGCAUACGGAUCGACCUCCAAGAUAUCGAAGCCGUUAUCUUGCAGAGCGCGAAUUUAGCACUCCGAGAUGUGGUGGUCUCAUUCCGUUCCGAAUCUCAAGCCAUAGUUGCUCAUGUGGUGUUCCGUCCCGAUUAUCCGGUUAUCAGGAGGGAGGGAUUCCUAAAACAUUUGUGGUCUUCCCUCCCUGUGCCACAUUAUAUGCGGCCAACAUUUAUCAUUCCAUUGGAUAGCUUGCCUAUGACGUAUCAUAUGAAAGUCGACCGGAUAGCGAUUCAAGCUAUUCCUAUCCCACGAUCUGAGCAAUCGAGCGAAUCCCAAGCCCUCACACAGACAGAAAGCCAGCUGAAGAAAAUUUGGGAAAGUGUCCUCUCUACCGAAGCCCUGAAAUUCCAUACUCUUCAUGCCGACGCGGACUUUUUCUAUGUCGGUGGAAACUCUGCGCUGCUCGUGCGAUUGCAAUCAUUGAUUCGAAAAUCAUUUGAUGUUGUCCUACCCCUCUUUCAGCUUUUUGAAGCUAGUACACUAAAAAGUAUGGCAUCGAGGAUUGAAAACACCAUUCCAGCAGACACCAUAGACUGGGAAAAGGAGACGUCGCUACCGUCUUCUCUCCCUGGCUUGUCAGCUAUCAGCAAGCCGGGAAAUAUUACAUCAAGACACCGCACUGCCAAAGUAGUACUCCUCACUGGUUCGACCGGUUUCCUUGGGCGAUCCAUUCUGCGGCUCCUCGUCGAUGAUGCCCAAGUCUCUAAAAUACAUUGCGUAGCGGUUCGACAACUGGAUCCUCAAGGGGAGCGCACUUUGCCGAUUACCUCCGAGAAGAUAGUCGUGCACCUGGGAGACAUGACAGAGCCACUUCUCGGCCUUUCUGAGACAAAGUUUGCGAACCUAGCACAAGAAGUCAAUAUCAUUAUCCACAACGGUGCCCAGAGGUCAUUCUGGGAGUAUUAUCAAUUGCUGCGCAACGCCAAUGUCUCAAGCACCAAGGAGCUGGUGAGGAUGGCAGCAUUGCACAAGAUUCCCAUUCACUUUAUCUCAUCAGGUGGGGUAUUUAAUUUUAGUCAGGGUGAGAAUAACUUCUCUGCAAGGUCAGCUACGGAUUUUCAUCCUCCCACGGAUGGAUCGAAUGGCUAUGUCGCAUCAAAAUGGGCCAGUGAGAAGUGCCUAGAAAAUGCUGCAGAAGCCUUUGGAAUUCCUGUCUGCAUAUAUAGAACCAUCCCCGCUGUCAAGAGGUCUUCAUCCCCUUCAGCCAUCAAACAGGAAUUUCUGAGGUUAUCUCGCGAGAUGAAAACCCUCCCAGCAUCAAGUGGAUGGACUGGAGAGGUAGACCUCCUGCCUGUUGAGACCGUUGCCCAAGGCAUCUGUACGAGCUCUGUGAAGGACGAACAUACUGGUAACGCUCCUUCUAUAAGGUUUAUUCAUUACGACGCCCAAGUAAAGUUACUUGCAAGUGAACUGUCGGAAUACCUAGAGAGCAACUGCCACGAGAAGGCAACCUUCAAACGGAUCCCUGCUCUUGAGUGGGUUGGAGAGAUUAAAAAGCUCGAUUUUAAGUACCUGUUUGCUUCGCAGAAUAUCAUCUUAGACUCCGGGGAUGGCUCGGCCGACAACCAUCUUGUUUCCAGGAGAUAA